Pochonia chlamydosporia 170 is the source of this 1269-nucleotide messenger RNA. Its product is annotated as protease. Gene Ontology annotation, molecular function: serine-type endopeptidase activity. The coding region runs from base 1 to 1269 and encodes 422 amino acids. The transcript has 4 exons. NCBI's taxonomy places the organism in Eukaryota, Fungi, Ascomycota, Sordariomycetes, Hypocreales, Clavicipitaceae. Gene Ontology annotation, biological process: proteolysis. The record is from RefSeq and is a predicted model, not a curated record.
AUGGCGUCUUUUCAAAAUAUCUUGAUAGGGCUUUGCCUAUUUUGGGCCCAACUAAUCGGUGCCGCGCCGACUGCAAACACCAACUUUGGCAGUACCAACCUGCCCAUCGUCAAUCCUGGAGUCGCGGAUAUCAUCCCUAACCGCUACAUUGUUGUAUACAACAGCACCUUCGGGGACGAUGUUAUCGACGCCAAGAUGUCCUCCUUUUCCGCCGCCAUCAAGAAGCGUAACCUGAACAAGCGCGGGCUUGGAGGUCGCACCCUCUCCACUGAGAUAACGGCCUUUAAGAUGAACGCGUGGCGGGCGAUGGCACUUGAUGCUGAUGAUUCAAUGAUUAUGGACAUCAACAGUGCUGAUGAGGUUGAAUAUGUUGAGGCCGAUCACUGGGUAACGACCAAGGCCACGACGAUUGUCCAAACGAACGCCCCUCCCGGCUUGGUACGCUUGUCGGAGAAAAGAGUUGGAGACCAAGGAGUCUACAAGUUCAAUGACAAGGGCGGUGAGGGGAUCACUGCCUAUGUAGUUGACACCGGCGUACGUGUCACUCACACUGAGUUUGAGGGUCGUGCAACCUUUGCUGCCAACUUUGUGACGAACUCAGCAAAUACGGAUGAGAACGGCCAUGGUAGCCAUGUCGCUGGCACCAUUGCUGGCGCAACCUUUGGUGUUGCUAAGAAUGCUCAGAUUAAAGCCGUCAAGGUCCUUGACGCCCAAGGCCGGGGAGAGAACUCUGCCAUUCUCAAGGGGAUGGAAUUUGUCAUAAACGACGUGACGAAGAACAACCUCAAGGGCAAGGCCGUUAUGAACAUGUCACUCGGAGGAUCGAAGUCACAGGCCAUGAACCGUGCAAUCCAGGCCGUCUUCAACGCUGGUAUUGUUCCUGUUGUCGCGGCUGGAAACGAAAACCAAGACACAGCCAACACCUCACCUGGCUCCGCCCCGAGCGCCAUAACCGUCGGAGCCAUUGAUGCCACCACCGACUCCAGAGCCACCUUCUCCAACUUUGGCCAGUCCGUCGACAUCUUUGCUCCUGGCGUGAAGAUUCUGUCUGUCGGUAUUGGAAGCGAUAUAGAGACCAAGGUUCUCAGUGGAACUAGCAUGGCCUCCCCCCACGUCGCUGGUCUUGCAGCCUAUCUCAUGUCCUUCCAAUCAUUCCAGACCAUCGACGAUGUCAACACCAUGAUGCAACAACUCGCUCAGAAAACCAAUGCCCAGGUUCGUAACAACGUACCGGGAACAACGUCACGGAUUGCCAACAACGGAUUUUAA